UAAUUUUAGCAGAAACUCUAAAAACUAUUGGGAGAGAAAGGCAAGCAAUUAGACCCUGCCUUCAAAGAAGACAUUUGUGAAAAAAAGGUUGGGGGAGGGACUGGAAACCAGAAAUUGCCAAAUAAAUUUUAAAAUCCACUAAAUCUUCUCUUGGUAAUUUUAUUUGUAAAAAAAGAAAAUUCAGUUAAAGUGCUUUAUAUACUGAAAUGUUUGUAAAAAUAUAUUCUCUAUGGAAAUAUAUUCAAAAGAACUCCACAUGUUUAACUUGGAUUGUUUACUCUCUAGAGGAUGGGAAGGGUCUCUAGGGGGUGGGGAGGGGAAGAAGGAGGGGAGAAAAAUUAAAAAUUGUCUUUGUAUGUAUUUGGAAAAAAAUUUAGCUUUUUAAUAAGAGUAGGAACAAAAGAAAUGCAUUGCAUUACAUAAGACACAAGGCAGUUCUUCAGUUAUUCCCAGUAGUAGCAUUUUAGCUACAAUGCUCAAGUUGCUUGUGGAGAGGAUGGACUAGAGGGAAGGAGACACUUUGCAGAGAGACAGAAGUCACUGCAAAUCAAAAGGUCACAAGGACCCCAUUGUAGUGGUGACUUUCCUCUUAAAGCAGAGAGUGAUCAUUGGAUGUGCUCUUGAAUAUGUUCUCAUGGGUGUGGGUGGAAUUAAAUGACUAGAGAGGUAGAUAACCUCCAGAUCACAAAUUCUGGAAUUUUCUAUAAGCAGACUGAAAGGGAAAGGAGCAGAGGAUUGUUGAUCAGUCUUGGGAACUGAUUGGGUGUGGAAGGGAAAAGGAAAGAAUCUGGCUACAGACAGUGCUGCCUACAGAAGGUCUAUGCACAAAUUAGAUUUGAAAAUCCUUGAGCUAAACCUCCAUGUUUUCCUAGCAUUGCUCCUUGCAGACACAGGAGCUCUUUCAGCUUGGUGAAAACCUGAAGGUGCCAACCAGAGGUGUGAACUCAAGGGGUGGGGGGAAGGGUGCUACAACCAGAAAGAGUUGACAGGUUGAGCUGCAGGAUGCUAGGCCAGGGGAUUGACACCUCUGGGAGGCUCCAGGAGGGCAGGGCUACCUCCUAUAAAAGGAGAGCAUCCUUCUGCUCAGAAGCAUUGCCUUGACUGGCAGUGGAGUCUCUUCAUCUCAGCUGCUGAGAAGCAACAGGAGAGAGAAGAAUGGAAGCUGCUGUAGAAAUGCUGCAGAAAAUGCAGACUGAUGUCACCUGCAGCAUCUGUAGGAACUACUUCUCUGAGCCGGUCACCCUCCAUUGUGGACACAGCUUUUGCAGAGAAUGUCUCUCCUCCUGCUGGAGGGCAGCAGCAACCCAGGCUCUCUCUUGUCCUGAAUGCAGGCAAGUGCCCCAGAGCGAAGCAUUACCCCCAGUCAAUGAGCGCCUAGCACAGCUGACUGACCUGGUCAAAAGGACGGGCUUCCAGGUUCUGCAGAGCACUAAGGGACAGAGCCAGUGCACUCUUCAUGGGAAAGUCUUCAAGCUCUUUUGUGAACAGGACCAGACUCCACUGUGUGUGGGAUGCUGUGAAACUGCAGAACACGGGGGUCAUGGGAUCUCUCCUGUAGGAGAGGCUGCUCCCAAGUACAGAAAACAGCUCCAGAACAUGCAGAGAAAUUUGGGGAAACAUUUCGAAGAAACUGAGAGCCUUCUAGCUCAGCAGAGCCCUGUGUAUUGGAGAAGUAUGAUUAAAGAAGAAUACCGCAAACUGCACCGCUUAGUGAAAGCACAAGAAUCCAUCUGUAUUGAAAGGAUAAGACAAGAUAAAAGGGCAAGGCAGGACAGACUAACUCAGCAGAUACAAACUCUUCAGAAGCUCACACUAGAACUGCAGGAAGCAGGCGACCUACCAGAUCUGGAUUUGCUACAGGAUGCCAAGCAGUUGCUGGAAAGGAGUGAGUCAGAGCUGUCCCAAAGGGCCACGACUGUCCUCCCAGAGCUGAGAGAGUAUCCUAUCCCCGGCCUGAUAGAGAUGCUCAAUCGAUUCAGAGUGGAUAUCAGGCUGAUCGCCUCAACAGCCACUUCCUAUGUGAGUAUUGCUGAGGAUCUGAGGAGUGUGACGGCUACAGAAGCCUGGGCGGCGCUCCAGCAUCUUGAAGACUCCGAAUGCUAUGCUGCUGUUGCUAAGCAGACCUUCAGCUCCGGCAGACACUACUGGGAGGUGGAUGUGAGUCAGGUACCUCAGUGGGUACUGGGGAUCUAUACCACCUACUUGAGGAGAAAAAGGGGCAGAGACAUGGACUCCUUUGAUUUUGCUUUCUUGCUUCGAUGUGUCAAGAAGGAAGAUGGUUAUUAUAUCAGAACCUAUUGUGGAUCACUGAAUCAUCGGUUGAAAGGCCCUAUACCCAGGGUUGGGGUCUACCUGGAAUAUAGCCCUGGAAGUCUUGCUUUUUACAACGUUCUCCAGCGCUCCCUUAUUUAUAAGUUCCACCGCAUUUCUUUCACAGCCCCCGUCAGACCUAUCUUUUGUCCUGGCCCCCCACUUCCAGGAACUAAGCCUGGUCCCAUGACUCUCUGUCCAGUGGACUCCCAUCUUUGUGCUUGCUGCGUUUCAUCUCAGUGAGCGUUUCUCCGAGAGAAGAAGGAGCGCCUAUUUGAUGAUGUAGUGUCUCCCUGCUCACCCAGUGGAGAUUUGCCUCCCCCCCCAGCAAACUGAAGCGUAUCACUCACCAAUGUCUGUACUCUCUUAGUGGGUCCUAUCUGCUUAUGAAUUUUCCCAGUUCGGUUUCAGUAGUUAAAAGCAAAUAAAAAUUUAAAAAAAAAAAAACCCUCAUCUGAGUGCUGUGGUUUCCAUACCCUUACGUGAGGAAUGACUCUGGGAUUCAGAAAGGGGCGAAGUUAAAAGUCCGCCUCAUCACACAUUCGCAGAAGGGCGGGCGCCUCAUUAUAGGGUAUGUGCAUCCCCUGCUGUUUUACCGGAUUGGGGGAGGGGCGGGAUAAGGGCGGGAUCUAGAGAGUGUGGGAGGAGGGAGGGAGGGGCAAAUUUCCAAAGCUUUUCCUCACAGGUCUUCAUUCCUGCUUUCUAAAUUAUCCUUUAUUCUCUUCUUUUUCCUUCCUGGAGUCCUUGUGACUUUAUCUUUAUCUAUCGGGUAGGUAAAGAAUUAAAAUGUAACU
This is a messenger RNA of Antechinus flavipes (yellow-footed antechinus), 3104 nucleotides long. RefSeq names its product tripartite motif-containing protein 43-like. The coding region runs from base 1156 to 2553 and encodes 465 amino acids. The record is from RefSeq and is a predicted model, not a curated record. Gene Ontology annotation, molecular function: zinc ion binding; protein binding. Lineage: Eukaryota; Metazoa; Chordata; Mammalia; Dasyuromorphia; Dasyuridae. The transcript has a single exon.